Molecule: messenger RNA, 1821 nt
Organism: Lodderomyces parapsilosis
Lineage: Eukaryota; Fungi; Ascomycota; Pichiomycetes; Serinales; Debaryomycetaceae
Exons: 1
Coding region: 1-1821 (606 amino acids)
Source: RefSeq, a predicted model, not a curated record
AUGAACACAAAGUCAUUCAGUGCUAUUUUUACCGUACUACAUGCGUUUAUCAUUGGUGUUUUGGUUGUGACGUUUUUUGAAACAGUGAAACAAGAUGAAUCCGUAAUUGAUGGACCAGCAAGGGUUUUUGGAUGCAUAACAGUUGGUGCAAUAGCUGCGUUGUUAGCUUACAUGACAAGGUUUAUUUAUGAGUUGAUUGUGUUGCAACAGUCACACUAUAGGUUGGUGUUGACACUCAAUGGCCAAUCUUCGUAUGAGACGUUCUAUCAGCCUAUACUCGAAGAAGUUGUUAAAAUUGCCGUAGUUACAUUGUUCCAACAAACCAAAUGUCACCGGGCUCUAAAUCCAUUCGAAAUGUCCUUGAUGUGGUGCGGAUUCAUUCUUCCUUCUAUGGCAAUAUAUUCUUAUAAUCCUCGUGGAUACGCUCAAAAGUAUGCAAAAUUUUUAGCCUAUUAUCAAUCUUGGCUCAUUCAAUUGCGUGGUGAAGUUCCCAGAUCGUCAGAAGAAACACGUCGCUUUUCCAAGGUAUGGAGCAAUUUGGUCUGUGAGAAUAUGGAGCUGCAAAUGCAUGACAAAGAACGUCGCCGGUCAACAAUUUCUUCAGACAAAUCACACCGUAGUGGCCACCGACUAAACGCAAAGAUAAGUUCGAAAAUGCUUCCGAAUGAGUUCAAUUUGAGAGAUGGUGUGGGUAGGAAUAAUUCGAGCUCAACAGCCGCACAUGGCAUCGAUAUCCCUUGUCCUGUUGAAGAAGGGAUUGUUUCUGGUGAUGAAUUACACUCCAAAACAAUUCAAAGAAUGUAUUCCGUUUCGCCGAAAGACACUUACCAUUUGAUCCAGGCUGUCGCAAUAGCUACUUUUGGUGAUGAUGAAGAGGACGAUGAACGGGAAGAGCCGACUGUAUGCACUGACGAAACGGGUGCAUGCCCCAACUCAUCAAGAUUUCUUCCGGAAGUUGAGGAGGUUUUUGAAAACAUCGACGACUCAUUUGACGAAGGGCAGAGUUUAGUUGAGGAAAAUCAUGCACAUUAUAAACAACCCAUGUUGGGCGCGCACUUCCAGAGUGCAGUGCUUGAUUGUUGUGUGCCGAACAACUCAAAUGGCAGAGGGGUACCUGAGACUUCAUUCGAUACGCCAAGGCGCCUUUAUGAAGUAAGUCUGAAGCAUGAUGCUAUUCUGUUUAAACAAAGAACGUUAAAAUUUAUCAACUGGUGGUCUUGGUUGUGCACCGUGUUACUACCCAUAGGUGAAACCGCCCCCCGUUUAAGAAGUUCCACCUCGUCAUAUCUUACACCCUUAAUUUCCAACACUCAGUUUGUGGAUGAAAGGUUCCCAUUACUCAAACUGAAGCUUUCAAACUAUAAUAUGAAUGGGGGUAGAGUACAAGAAGAUGAAUAUGAACGAGAGCAAUAUAUGAUUAAAGACAAGUCUGUUGCUAGAGCUUACGACUUUAAAGUUUUCUUGUCGUAUUAUUUUGAUAUAUCAUUGAGUCCGCUUGCGCAGCCAUUUGCGCUCGAUAAAUGGUUUAUGAAAUACGGCCAGUUACUUACAGAUACCAGUUUCAUUUGGAUUUUUCUAGACGAGUUAAAUUCAAUGGUAUGGCAAAUGUUUGUUUUUCAAAUGAUUGCUCUUUUCUUGAACGAUCUUCUGUUUGGCAAUAUGGCCGCUUUCGUUUUGCCCGUCGUGAUUAUCAAGCUAUUUCGAAUGAAUUAUUUACGAAGUUAUGAGAAGAGAUUUGAUUUUAGGAUCAUCAUCACCACUGAGUUCAUCACAUGCACGGUUCUAUAUUGCGGCCUGCUUUUGUAUAUAAUAAAUAAAUAA